CUCUCCCUCCUUGUGGCCUGCAUUAGUAUAUUGAUCUGAUGCUUCAAUUUGCUAGACCAGUUGCAGCGGUCUUUGGAGGACAGUCUCAGAGGACACAGGGGUGCAGCAGGCUGAACAGCAGCCAUCCGGAUGGGUAACGUACCCACCUCAGUGAAGCACUGCCUCAGCUAUGAGCAACUCAUCCAGGACUACCCAUGGCUAAGACGCUGGCUGCAGGAGGAGAAGACCAUCACAGGACAUGAGUACCCAGCGUUUGUUAGAAUAGUCGAAGUUGGGCCUAGGGAUGGACUUCAAAAUGAAAAGGAAAUUGUUCCGACAGGGGUGAAAAUCCAGCUGAUAGACUUGCUCUCAGAAACAGGCCUGCCUGUGAUCGAGGCCACCAGCUUUGUGUCUUCAAAGUGGGUACCUCAGAUGGCAGACCACUCUGAUGUUCUCAAAGGCAUCCAGCGAGCUCGUCAUGUUCAGUACCCUGUUCUGACACCUAACAUUCAAGGCUUUCAGGAUGCCGUUGCAGCUGGUGCAACUGAGGUGGCGGUGUUCGGGUCAGCGUCUGAAACAUUCAGUAAAAUGAAUAUUAACUGCUCUAUUGAUGAAAGCAUGCUGAGGUUUCAGGAAGUCAUUAACACUGCCAAAGCGCACCAAAUUCCUGUCCGUGGAUAUGUUUCUUGUGCCCUUGGAUGCCCCCAUGAGGGACACAUUGAACCUUCCAAAGUUGCUCAGGUGGCAAAGCGGUUGUAUGAAAUGGGCUGUUAUGAGAUUUCCCUUGGUGACACCAUUGGUGUGGGUACUCCAGGCUCCAUGGUUAAGAUGCUGCAGAGUGUUAUGAAAGAAGUGCCCAGCAGCGCUCUAGCAGUUCACUGCCAUGACACCUACGGACAAGCUCUGCCCAACAUUCUCAUUGCUCUUCAGAUGGGGGUCUAUGUGGUGGACUCUGCAGUAGCUGGUCUGGGUGGCUGCCCGUACGCUCAGGGCUCAUCUGGCAACGUUUCAACAGAGGAUGUUCUCUACAUGCUGCACGGCAUGGGCAUUGAGACUGGUGUGAAUCUUCCCAAAGUCAUAGAGGCUGGGGACUUCAUCUGCAAAGCUUUAAGUCGUAGGACAAACUCCAAGGUUGCCCAGGCAUUGAGUAGGACACUGUGAAGUGUUUCUGUACAUAAAUAUGUUUUAAUAUUUAACAACUUUCCAUUUAAAGUGCUUCCCCUGUUGUUGCUGCAUUUAACAUUGCUGCCUAUGCUGUCGAAUUUGGAGAUGUUGUUCGUCCAAUUAUGAAUCAUCAGAAGAUUUGGGCAUGUUUUGAUUUCCAAAAUCAGCUUGUUUUUGGUCUAUUUUGUAGCUUUUCAUUCAUUUUAGAGCAGUUAUCAACUGUAUGAUCAGGAUUUUGUGAGAUAUGUUGUUCUGCUUAAUUUGAGUUUUUUAGAGUUGGACCUCACUAAAGUAACUAUUAAGAAAGAGGUCAUUGAGACAAGUGUCCAAAUGAUAAGUUAUGACAACAAAGUGGCCUUUUAAAGUUGACAGUUUAAGUUUUUUAUCAGGCUCUUAUGUCAUUUAUAAAGGAUCAGUCGUUUCUGAUUUUUCAUGGCCCAGCAGCCUUAUAGAAAAGAGUCAAAGACUUAAGGACCAGCACUAGAUUGCACCAGCUAUGCCUAAAAUCAAAUGUAGCCUAAACAUAAUUUCUAUUAAAUUCAAAAUAAAUUAUGUACUACUUAUAUUUUAGUGUUGCACCAGCUUAGAUAGUUCCAACAUGGCAGAAAUUACAACUUCAAUCAUACAAAUUAUCCCAAGUAGAUUUAAAGUCCUCCCUAACAUUUUUGAGUGUUAUCUGUGAUCGACCCUCAGAAAUGUAUGAUGACUUUAUUAUGUUUUCCUGCUUUUAUCUAUGAAUAUGACACUAUUACGUGUUUAACGUAUUUCCCAAGUGCAGUUCAAACACAGCAAAAAAAUUUAAAAACAGCUUUUCCACACAUCUUGGUUUUAUUUUGUAUGCUUACAUUGUUUUACUUUCCACACAGAAACAAAAUUAUUUUACAAAAAACCCAAAACUACCCGGGUCUUAAUUAUUACCCCCCUUUAGAACUGACCUUUUUGUUGAGCAAAAGCAUAAACCACUGUUGUGCAAUAAUGAGCUUUAACUUUUUAAAGCUCAAAGCUUAUAAACUCAAGCUAAAAUUGAGGGCUGUCUUCCAAUUUUAACACAGUCUAAAAACUUCAGUAAUGCAUUGAGCUAUCACUAAGAAAGCAUCAUGACAAAAACAAAAUAAAUCAUAAGACAUUAGAAAAGAAUUGUUGAUGCUCACAAAGCAGGAGAGGGAUAUACAAAGUUAUCACAGCGUUUUCAAUCAUCAAGAACCAGAGUGAGAAGUACCAUCAGGAAAUUCAAAGACAGCUGCGCAGUACAGAACAAGCCUGGCAGAGGUAGGAAGAGAAAGAUUUCAAAGACUCUGGGAAGAAAACUAGUGAGAGAUGUGUCUAAAGACCCCAGAACAACUGCCAAGAUUCUAGUGAAUGACUUAGCCGAGCAAGGAAUCGUAGUAUCAAAGAAGACCAUGAGUAGAGCCCUUCACAGAAUGGACUGAGAAGUUGCAGACCAGGAAAAAGUCUACUUCUGCAGAAGAGACACCUUCAAGCCUGGCUGAAGUAUUCUAAGGAGAACCUGGAGAAAGUUUAUGCAUACUGGAAGCAUGUCCUUUGGUAAGAUGAGACCAAACUAGAGCUCUUUGGCCAUAGAGAUGUUGUUUAUGUUCCAUCCUCACAGUGAAAUGAGGUGGUGGGAGUAUAAUGCUGUAGGGAUGCUUCAGUGUGUCUGAAGCUGGGAAACCUGUAAAGCUGGAAGGAAUCGUGAAGAAAGAUGGAUAUAUGAAGAUUUUGAAAGAAGACCUCAAGCAGUCAGCAGCAAAACUGAGUCUGGGGCGUUGCUUUGUCUUCCAACACUACAACAACCCAAAACAUACGUGGCUCCUGGUGAAGAACUACCUUCAGAAGACCAAAGGGAACAUUAUUGACUUUCCUGUUUAAAGCCCUGACUUGAAUACCUUUGAAAAUCUGUGAAGUGACCUGAAGGCCAAGGUCCAUGCCAGAAGACCAUCAAUUCUGGAGGAACUUGAGAGAUAGGCCAAAGAAGAAUGGGCUGGGAUUCCUCAGGAGACAAGACUGAGAUUUGUUGAAAACUACUGAAGGCUGUUAUCCAACAAAAAGGAGAAACAUUUGACUAUUAGCAUCAGGGAGCUAAUAAUAUAGACCCUGGUGAAAGAAUUUUGUUUCUGUGUGUACAAAGUACAAUAAUGUAAGCAUACAAAAUAAAACUAGGAUGCUUGAGAAACCUGUGUUAAAAGUUCUUGCUCUAUUAAACGGCACUGGGGAAAUACUUUAAAAAAAUUCAAAUGUUCAUAAGGGGGCUAAUAAUUUUGUUCUCAUCCAUAUUAACGGUCAAACAAGCUAGGCUAACUCAUGCUAUUCAGAUAUUUCUAUUUUUAUCUAAUUAUUUCACCUUAAAUUGAUAAAUACAUUUUAGACUGUAGAGAAAAACUCGAUAAGACAUGCUUAAUUUCAAAUCAAAGUGAUUAUUCCAACAGAAUUGUAUGUCAUGCUGGUAUAUAUAUGACUUGUUGUAGCCUGCUAGCUAGUUCUCAGAUUUUUUGCUAAGCAGAACGCUCAUAUGGUUUCUCUGAUAUCCACCGCAAAAGUUACCUUUUUUUUCAACAUACUCUCAGCACAUUCUGGACAAAAAUAUUACAGAGGGGAGAGUUUCUUAGGCACACCGGGUAUCACAGAUUCCAGUAGGAAUAAAUGGACUUCAGGGCCUUAGUGCUCAGUCUUUUUUCUUUAUGGAUGUAGAUUUACACACUGGUCUUGCCUAAUGAAAACGGUUUCUGUUUAACAGUCUACCCAAGAACAUCUUCCAGCUAAGUUAGGCUCACAGUUCCCUCAAUCUGUGUUGGGACCAACCCAAAAGUUAGCCGUAAAAUCCACCCAAAGCUUUUUUGCCUGAUCAUUUCGUAAUUAAAGUGCCCCAGACAUAAAAUUUGAGACUUAUCUAAAUUUGCUUACUUAGUUUGAGGACUUUUUUAGAUAUAAAUUUACCUGAAGUGUGUGGCUGAGCGACCUUUGUGUGUUUCAGUGUAGGGUUUAUUGUGGACUUUACACCAUAACUUAUGGUAGAACUUAGAGCUGGUGUUAUAUGUCACAGGUCUGAUUUGGCCACUUUCUGAACUCUGAUAAUGAUGCAUUAAAGAGAGAGAAAUUAAGUAAAUCUCUACAUGCACCAUACUUCCUGCUGACCUAUUUAAGCCUUUCAACCCACUCUGAUCCAGAGUGAAGACGUAUUUCAAAGACAAUUAAAACAUCCUGUUCUCAGGUUUGCCAAAGAGGAUUUAGGAAGUGCCCAUCGAUCGUACUUUUGCCAUUAAAACUCAUACUACUCUAACAUAAGCUGCUCUUCAGGAGUUUUGUCUAAAUGUUAAAUGUAAUGUGUAUUUUAAGUCUCUCUUGUCAGAUUGUACUG
This is a messenger RNA of Cheilinus undulatus (humphead wrasse), 4498 nucleotides long. RefSeq names its product 3-hydroxymethyl-3-methylglutaryl-CoA lyase-like 1 (gene hmgcll1). Lineage: Eukaryota; Metazoa; Chordata; Actinopteri; Labriformes; Labridae. The transcript has 9 exons. Gene Ontology annotation, molecular function: hydroxymethylglutaryl-CoA lyase activity. The record is from RefSeq and is a predicted model, not a curated record. Bases 130 to 1140 code for a protein of 336 amino acids. Gene Ontology annotation, biological process: ketone body biosynthetic process; L-leucine catabolic process.